Tyto alba (common barn owl) is the source of this 2643-nucleotide messenger RNA. Its product is annotated as complement decay-accelerating factor-like. The transcript is spliced from 15 exons. NCBI's taxonomy places the organism in Eukaryota, Metazoa, Chordata, Aves, Strigiformes, Tytonidae. Bases 489 to 2177 code for a protein of 562 amino acids. The record is from RefSeq and is a predicted model, not a curated record.
UUCCUUUGGGACUUGAUAUCUCUGGAGAGAGGGGUCACUCUGCGGAGAAACGAUUUGAAGGCAGCGGGGGGGCUGGGGAGCCCCGCUCCGCUCCCCCGGGUGCCCAGCCUGCCUCUUGGCGCAGACACGGGCAGAACCGCCCACUUCAGCCCCACGCCCGCCUCCAGCCACGGGGCAGACUUUCAUCAGAAAAUCCCCCAGAGAUGAGACGGCCGGGAGGGGGCCGGGGAGGGGUUCAAGCCCUUUGGGAGCGGCGCAGCUUUUGGCUGCGUGUCCCGGGGCCGAGGGUGCCGCCGGCAGCCGCCUCCCGGCGCUGUCCACCCGUGGCGGCAGCUCCCCACGCGUGCUCUUGAACAAGCACCCUCCCUCCCCGCCCCCUCCUCCCCCCGCGGCUCCGGGAGUGGCCCCGCUCCCCCGCAGCAAGGCGGGGAGCCCCCGGCUGCGCGCCCCGGCCGUUGCUCCGCUCCCGGCGCCCCGAGGCGGCAGCGAUGGGCCCCGGGCGCCGCCGUCCGCUCCUGCCCGCGCUGCUGCUGCUGCUGCUGCCGCCCGCGGCGUGGGGUGACUGCGGGCCGCUGCCGAACAUAAGCCGCGCAGAGCCCCCGGAGGACACGAAACACAGGGGAAGCUUCAGGGUGGGCUCCAAAGUGACGUUCAGGUGCCUCACGGGUUUUGUUAAACGCCCUUUGCUGUCAGACACCAUCCAGUGCCUUGCAAACUCCCAGUGGUCCAACCUCCCGGAGUUUUGUGGUCGUAGCUGUCAAAGCCCACCACGUGUGCAUUUCGCUAGAAUAUCACAAGAUGAUGGAAUGCAGAAUUUUUAUGACGUUAAUAUCACGGUGAAGUAUGUUUGUCGUCCAGGCUAUAAGAACACCACUGACCAGCCCCCCACCAGCACUUGUCUUGACAAUUUAACAUGGUCAGAAGUUCCCGAGCUAUGUCAAAGGAAAUCUUGCGGUAUUCCAGCAAAUCCAGAACAUGGCAAAGUUAUUACAAAUGAUCACCUGUUCGGUGCAAAAGCAGAUGUAGUUUGUAACCGUGGGUACACACUGAAGGGAGCGUCGCCUCUCGUCUGGUGUUCUCUAAGAGGAAGUGAAGUUGCCUGGACUCAAAUUCCACCUUGUCGGGCUAUUUCUUGCCCUCCGCCUCCAGCUAUUCCCGACGGGAAGCACAAUGGCAACGGCACGGAGUUCACCUACGGCUCAGUCGUGACGUACAUGUGUGACCCUGGGCUCCGGCUGGUGGGAAACGAAACGCUUCGUUGUACAACGGAGAACAGGGUUGAUGGCGUCUGGAGCAGGUCUCCUCCCGAAUGCAGGGUUAGCACUACAGCAGUGACAAAACACACUGAACCCUCAGAAGAGAAAAUAGCAGAGAAUCCUUACUGGCUAGCGAGUAUCCUCAUCCCUAGUUGCAUUGUUCCCCCUGUAGUCCUUGGAAUUCUAGUUGGCAUCAUCAUGAGAUGCAAAGACAGAAAAAAAGACUCUUACAAUAUGCAUUUACAAAAGCACGAGAUGAAGGGAAAGGAUCCACUGAUGCACCCAAUGAUAACGGGUGAUGAGAAGCAGCCUGUGCCAUGGCGUUCCUAUUUUUGCCACACGACGAGUUGCCAUGUGUGUCCCACCUGCAAAGAGCGGGUGCACGCCGCUCUGGCCCCCCGCGCCGAGCCCCCGCGCCACGGCUGUGCUGCCUGUGAGGACUGGCUGGGCGUCCAGCCCGGCACCCCGCGCUCCUUCUCCAUCCCCAGCGUCGGCGAGAGCCAAAGCCCCGCGGGCACAAGCAUUCCUGCCAAAGCCGCGGAUGAGCUGGGGGGUGAGGGCACAGGAGAAGCUGCUCCAGAGCGGAGUGAGGCGGAGCAGCCCAUGGACCAUGAAAGCGACCACCACGUCUGCCCCGUCUGUGAAAGCUGGCUGCGCGCACACCUCGGCCCGUGCGAGACCCGACCCGCGGCCCCGGGGGAGCAGCCGGCCGAGGGCCCGCGGGGUCCCGUCUGCCCGCCCUGCGCCGACCGGCUGCACCUCUCCCUUGUCCACAGCGACACGGCGAGCUGCCCCGUGUGUCCCCUGGCCCCAGAGGGGACCCUGGCUCACCUCGUCCCCCGCCGCACCCCCAGCUGCCACGUCUGCCCCAUCUGCGCGGCGCCCACCCACGCGCACCUCUGCCAGGCACCCCACGGAUAAAUGCCGGCGGCUGUAGCCCCCUUAGCGGCACGAAGCCGGUGGGAGAGAAGGGAGAGGUGCUGCACCAACCCCUGGCACUGCCCGGGGCCAAGUUCUGAGUGCAAUAAGGCACCUGACAUCGAGUGUCUGACUUCACAAGCAAGGAUUUGUAAAGAAGCAGGAAGAUCAAACAUACUUCAAAUCCAGCUCCACGCUGGCUUCAUGCCUACUGGUUUGUUUGUUUUAGUAUGAAAAAACAAUUUUUGCAGCUCUUAAAGUGAGGCUUUAAAAAUUCAGUAAACGUUUCCUUCCACUAGGAAAAGAAUUUCAUAGUAAACACCCUCUUUGCACAAUCUUGCAAGAUUUACUCGUAUCUUUUAAACUACUUUUUUACUGGGGUUCCUUUACUGGUGUGCAGAAACAAGUGCGCCAAUUGCAGUAUUUAUAGGAAAACUGUUUUGUAAAUAAAAGGAAUAUAAAAUAAGCA